UACGGACAGAAGCAGGGUUCUUGAGCAACUAGGUAGGGCAGAAGAGAAUGGGGAGCCGCGGCCGUCCUGGUCAGCUGCGCGUCCAAGCCUGCUUCAAAUGCAAGAGAAAGGGGCAUAUGGCGUGGGAGUGUGAAGAGGGCGUGAUUUGUAGCAAAUGUAAAGAGAAAGGGCAUCACCAGCGAAACUGCAAGAACGUUACCUGUCACAAGUGUAAGAGGAAGGGCCAUACCUCGAAUUUCUGCAAUGAUCCAGACGUAAGGGCAAGGGAAGCGGAGAAGAUGGAACUGCAGCUCCAACUCCAGCUCAAGCUAAGGGAGAAGCGAAAGAGCUCGCAGCAGCGCAAGAGCGACGUUGUCAGUCUCUGGGAUGGACUUGGAGAUGGCAAGAAAAAGAGGAAAUCGUCCGGGGAUGGUGUUGCUACCGCGAUCGCUCCACCCAAGACGAGGAGGACGACGAGUGUGGCAGCUCCCAAGAUCAUCGCUCCCGAGCAGGAGAGCAAGAGCAGAGAUUUUGGCCAAGAACUCAAAGCUGAUCUCCAGCCCAGUUUGGUUUGCUACGAUUUUGACGACGAGAGUGAUUCUCCGGAGUAAGUAAAUGCGCUCUUUUUUCCUGCUGUUUUGUCUCGGGGAAAUUUACAGUGAUUUUCUUUCUUACUUUGCAUUCCUUGUAUAUAAAAAAGUGGUAUGUACGGAGUAUUUAUUCUGUAUGCUUUUGAAAUAAAAAUAUUCGGUUUCUGGGA
Selaginella moellendorffii is the source of this 739-nucleotide messenger RNA. RefSeq lists its product as uncharacterized. Gene Ontology annotation, molecular function: nucleic acid binding; zinc ion binding. The transcript is spliced from 4 exons. The record is from RefSeq and is a predicted model, not a curated record. Bases 48 to 590 code for a protein of 180 amino acids. NCBI's taxonomy places the organism in Eukaryota, Viridiplantae, Streptophyta, Lycopodiopsida, Selaginellales, Selaginellaceae.